This is a messenger RNA of Miniopterus natalensis, 7398 nucleotides long. NCBI's taxonomy places the organism in Eukaryota, Metazoa, Chordata, Mammalia, Chiroptera, Miniopteridae. The record is from RefSeq and is a predicted model, not a curated record.
GCUCACGUCUUCGGGCCCACGGGUCACACAUCUCGGUACUCUUUCCAACCCCACAUCCUGCGUCUCCAGCUCCUACCUUUCCCCCCUUCUUAUGCACCUUAUUCACUGUGCUGCACCCCAGCUUGUAGUUUAGUACUGUAAUUCAUUUCCACAAACCUGUUAUUUGUACAUCCACACCCGACACCUCACAAGCCUGCAGCCCUUGUUCACGCCCCGGGCGUCCCUGCUCGAGCUAUCCGGUGAACAGAGCGAGGUUCACCCGUGGGCUCACUAGGUACUAGAACACCAGUCAACUAUUUUGGGGCUGUCAAGUGUAAAUAUUAUUUACACCAUCUACAGCCAAUUUAUUUACUUACAAUGGGAAUUAUUUUUAUUAUGUAAAGUCAUACAGAGAGCAUUACAAACUCUAUACCCAUUACCCCAAAUUGACUAUUGACAUCAUGAUCUAUUUGCUUCCUCAUUUUUAAAAAAAUAAAAUAAUACAGAUAAAAGUUGAACUUCCUAUCUUCUAUUCUCAGACUCAUUACUCUUUCAUCUUCCCCAGAAGCAACUAGUAUAAUUAGCUGUGUAUUCUCUCAGUCCAUUAAAAAAAAAAAAAGUGUAUUCACGGACUAUAAGUAUUGUAUUGUUUAAUUUUAGUUUUUUUUAAUGAAUAUAAGUGCUAUUUUCUGUGUAUCAUCUGUGAUUUAUUCUUUCACUCUAUUUUUUUGAGGUCUGUCCAUGUUUAUGUAUAUUUACAUCUAAGUAUUCCUUUUAACUGUAAAUAUUAUUCAGUUAUAUGAUACAUAACAUUUUAUUUAACCAUUCCUCAACUAAUGUAUGCUAGUUUAAACAUUGUAUGUGUCUUGUGCACAUAUGAGUCCCUUCUAGAGUUGCACCGUUCAAAUAAGUUAACUACUAGAAAUGUUGCUCGUCAGAAUUAAGAUGUACUGGAAGUGUUUAUGAGAGGCCCAUUUCCCCACAUUAUUAUCAAUCCUUUAUAUUGUAAACACUUAAAUUUUUUUCAAUCUUAUAGGACAAGGUUUGCAGUUUCCUUAUUACUAGGUAAGGCAAGGAUUUUUUUAAUAUGGGUUUUUGGUCAUUCAGAUUUCAUCUUAAGUGAAUUGUAUGUUUUUGUAUCUUCUCUCCAGUUUUCUGUUGAGCUGCUUUCCCCUUUCUUACUGAUUUGUAGUACUUAAAAAUAUAUAAUCUGAAUACUAUCAAAGUUUAUAUGUGUUGCAAGAAUCUUUUAGUCAGUCAUUUGCAUUUUAACCUUGUUUGUGUUACCUUAAAGUAUCUUGCAUGUUUCCAUCUUUGAUCCAUUUGAGUAUAAUUUUUAAAAUAUGUUAUGAGAUAGGGGUCUACUUUUAUUUUUCUUCGCAUUGUGAACCAGUACACCAUUUAUUACUUUAUCUUUUAUCUGACAGAACCAUUAUUCUGCUCUCUUACAAUCAAUUAAGCAGGUUGCAAAUUCCCAUCUAUGUGAGUCUGUUUCUGGCACCUAUAUGCUUGUUUCUAUAGACAGUACAUUUUAAUUACUGUGAUGUUGCAAUUCUUUUCAAAGGAGUUGAACCUCACUUCUUUAAUCUAUCUUUCUAGAAUCAUCUUAGCGACUUGUGGCCCUUUAUUGAUUAAUGAAUUUGUCAUGUUUGCCAGAAACGUCUGCUGAAAUUCUAAUUUGAAUUAUAUUGACUUAUUAAUUAUGCUUUUCAAUGGCUGUUUAUUUAUGCCUACUGUAUUUCAGGACCUCUCUUAGGUGUGAGAGAUUGAUGAACAUGCCAAAAAUCCAUAUCCUCAAAGAGUUCACUAAUUAGUGGAGAGACAAACAGGGUAAACAAGCCAUUGCCAAAAAACAUGAACAACAGUGUGUAUGUAUGCUGGAGCUAGGAGGUCAGAAAGUACUUAAUCCUUGGAUAACUACAGGCAAUUUGACACACGAUGAUCUUCAUGAAAAAGACUGUCUAUGUCUUAUUCACCACUUUGUAUUCAGCACCUAGUACAGAGCUUAGUACCUACCAGACAACCCCCAAAAUAUUAACUAAAUAAAAUAUCCAACAUUGACAGCUUCAGGGUCUCCAAGCCUAAAGUGUAUUUUGGGGGCUGGCUAGGUCAGACCUCAGUAUGUUGGUGAUGAGAGAUGAUGGAGUAUUCAUAAAUGUAUACUGGGAAUUUCUCCAAAACAGAAAUCAUAUCUUACUUAUUUUUAUAUUUCCAAUAUCUGGCAGAGAAUAGGAAGAUUUUUGAAUGUUCAGCAAGUUCCUAUUAUGAGAAUAAUCAGCUCUAAUUAAUAUGGAGGCCUAGAAAGGUAACUCAGGACUCAUGCAUUCUUCUCUUUUUGAAGCCUUGGUGCCAUAGUGAAUGUGAUCUGUGAGGAAUGCUUGACCUUUAGAUGCCUUUCACUAAGAGUUUCUUGCUAUCCCACUCUGAGCACUCCAUGACUGCUGGCCCUUUGGAGCUCAAUUUUUGUGGUCAUUCAUUCAUUCAUCAGAUAUUUGCUAAUCCAGAACUGUAAAUUUCUUCCUCUUACACUGAGGAUACAGAAAUGAAUCAGACAUGAAGCCUGUCCUCCAAGAGCUUACAAUUGGUCAAGGGACAUAAGAUAUAUACCCAGAUAAUUAUAAUACAGAAUUGAGAGGCUGGAACUGUCACCUUGAGCCAUUUGAACAGAGUGGAGGUGACAUUUGAGUGUCAAAGAUGUAUUCGAUUUGACAAGUGGGAAGGGGAAAGAGCAUUCCAAGCAGAGUCAAUGGCAUGAGCAAAAUCUUGGAGAUGAGAAAAAUAUUCGGGGGCGGGAAGGAGGCAGGAAGACCUUUAUGGCCCUGAAUAUAUCAGGGGUGGUGGACUUAUAUUCAGGAGCCAGGUGGAUAACAAACAUGAGUACAAAGGGCAGGGUAUAAAUAUUUGGAGAGAGAUCUGCCUAUAGACACUCGGACAACUUUAAAGCACCUCUGGCCAAGGAAUUGUUGAAGAUAGGUGAUGGAUGCAUGAGUAAUAUGAAGAUUCUUUCUCUUCUGGAAGCUGACGGGACCAAAAUGUAGACAGUGCCAAAGUGGUGACAGAAGAAAUCUCAGGAGAAAACAUUUUUGCCUUGUACUUGGGACAGCUGCUUGGGCCUACCAUGGCUCCUGUGAAGAUUAGCCACGUGGUUUCGUUUUCCUCUCAGGAUCCCAAGUAUCCUGUGGAGAACUUGCUGAACCCAGACAGACAGAGGGGACCUUGGCUCAGCUGCCCUCAGGACAAGAGUGGACAACUGAAAGUAGAACUACAGCUGGAGAGGGCAGUGCCCAUUGGCUACAUCGAUGUGGGUAACUGUGGCUGUGCUUUCCUGCAAAUUGAUGUGGGCCGUUCUUCCUGGUCCCUGGACAGACCUUUUGUCACCCUUCUCCCUGCAACCAUGCUAAUGUCCCUAGCUGAUUCAAAGCAGGGGAAAAACCGCUCUGGGGUCCGCAUGUUUAAAGAUGAUGAUUUCCUGGCUCCAGCCUCAGGUGAGUCAUGGGAUCGACUUCGUCUGACUUGCUCCCAACCCUUUACACGUCAUGAGUCCUUUGGCCUGGCCUUCCUGCGAGUGUGUUCCUCUCUGGACUCCUUAAAUGACCCCCUGGUGGGUCCCUCAGCCACUGUGAGCUCUGGGCUAAGCCAGGGCUCUUAUAAUGCUUCAGACUCUGGUCCCAGCCCCUGGAUGGCUAAUCCUUCCAUCCGGAGGACAUUCUUCCCAGAUCCCCAAACGAGCACCAAGGAAAUUUCAGAGCUUAAGAAUAUCCUAAAGCAGCUGCAGCCAGGGACUUUGGGGCGUUCAGCUCGCAUGGUGCUUUCAGCCGCCCGCAGGGCACCUUCAGCCAUUGUGGCAAGCCCAAAAAACAACCCUGAAGAACCAGGUCCCAGUCAUCCAGAUAGUGCAGAGCCCAGACCAGAGGAGCAAAACUCAGAGAAUGAUGUGGACAAGCCAAAGAGACAGAAAAUGCGACCUCGCAGGCCUUUAUCCAAGUUGAACUCUCAACCAAACAGGAGAGGGAGAGCAAAGGCAGGGCGGAGAGACCACCACCAACCCCCAGCCCAAACUAGCAGAGUCCAGGAUAGUGGAGAGUGCCCCAUUUGUACAGCCUCCUUCAGCAUUGAGAUUCUUCCCCAGCAUGCUGCCACUUGUGGAGAGACCUCCCCACCUCACCUAGCCUCUCCCUCCUCAUCACCUCCUUCAUCGCCAUCUGUGCUAAGAUUUCAUUGUGUGGCACUAACAUCAGUUCCCCUGGUCUCCAGGCCACAACCUAACUGGACCGAGAUCAUGAACAAAAAGCUGAAGUUCCCACCUCCACUCCUGGGUGCCAUCCAGGAGGGGCAGCUGGGCCUCGUGCAGCAGCUACUGGAAUCAGGAGUUGAGGCCACAGGCAGUGGGCCAGGCGGUCCCCUACGGAACGUGGAGGAGGCCGAGGACCGCUCCUGGAGGGAAGCUCUCAACCUGGCCAUCCGCCUUGGCCAUGAGGCCAUCACUGAUGUGCUGUUGGCCAAUGUCAAGUUUGACUUCCGGCAGAUCCACGAGGCACUGCUAGUGGCCGUGGACACAAACCAGCCAGCAGUGGUGCGUCACCUGUUGGCCCGGCUGGGACGGGAGAAGGGCCGCAAAGUGGACACCAGGUCUUUCUCUCUGGCUUUCUUUGACUCAUCAAUCGAUGGCUCCCGCUUUGCGCCUGGUGUCACUCCACUCACCCUGGCCUGUCAGAAGGACCUGUACGAGGUAGCCCAGCUGCUCAUGGACCAGGGCCACACCAUUGCCCGGCCCCACCCCAUCUCCUGUGCCUGCCUCGAGUGCAGCAAUGCCCGCCGCUAUGACCUGCUGAAGUUCUCCCUGUCCCGCAUCAACACCUACCGUGGCAUUGCCAGCAGGGCCCACCUCUCGCUGGCCAGCGAGGACGCCAUGCUGGCUGCCUUCCAGCUCAGUCGCGAGCUCAGGCGCCUUGCACGCAAGGAGCCCGAGUUUAAGCCCGAGUAUAUUGCCCUGGAGUCACUGAGCCAGGACUACGGCUUUGAGCUGCUGGGCAUGUGCCGGAACCAGAGCGAGGUCACUGCAGUGCUCAAUGACCUGGGUGAGGACAGCGAGACUGAGCCUGAGGCCGAGGGCCUGGCCCAGGCCUUUGAGGAAGGCAUCCCCAACCUGGCAAGGCUGCGACUGGCCGUCAACUACAACCAGAAGCGGUUUGUAGCACACCCCAUCUGCCAGCAAGUCCUGUCCUCCAUCUGGUGUGGGAACCUGGCCGGCUGGCGUGGAAGCACCACCAUCUGGAAGCUCUUUGUCGCCUUCCUCAUCUUCCUCACCAUGCCCUUCCUCUGCCUCGGCUACUGGCUGGCGCCCAAGUCCCGGCUGGGCCGCCUGCUGAAGAUCCCAGUGCUGAAGUUCCUGCUGCACUCCGCCUCCUACCUUUGGUUCCUCAUCUUCCUGCUGGGAGAGUCCUUGGUCAUGGAGACACAGCUGAGCACCUUCCACGGCCGCAGCCAGAGCAUCUGGGAGACUUCACUGCACAUGGUUUGGGUCACAGGCUUCCUAUGGUUUGAGUGUAAGGAAGUGUGGAUAGAGGGCCUGCGCAGUUACUUCCUGGACUGGUGGAACUUCCUGGACGUCGUCAUCCUGUCCCUGUACCUGGCGGCCUUUGCACUACGUCUCCUCGUGGCUGGGCUUGCCCACAUGAACUGCCGGGAUGCCCCCAAUGGGGCUGCCUGCCACUAUUUCACCUCAGCUGAGAGAAGUGAGUGGCGCACCGAGGACCCCCAGUUCUUGGCUGAGGUGCUCUUUGCUGUCACCAGCAUGCUCAGCUUCACCCGUCUGGCCUACAUCUUGCCGGCCCAUGAGUCGCUGGGCACUCUGCAGAUUUCCAUUGGCAAGAUGAUUGACGACAUGAUCCGGUUCAUGUUCAUCCUCAUGAUCAUCCUGACUGCCUUCCUCUGUGGCCUCAACAACAUCUAUGUGCCCUACCAGGAGACAGAGCGGCUGGGCAAUUUCAAUGAGACAUUCCAGUUUCUGUUCUGGACCAUGUUUGGCAUGGAGGAGCACAGCGUGGUAGACAUGCCUCAGUUUCUGGUGCCUGAAUUUGUGGGCCGGGCCCUCUAUGGCAUCUUUACCAUCGUCAUGGUCAUUGUGCUGCUCAACAUGCUCAUUGCCAUGAUCACCAACUCCUUCCAGAAGAUUGAGGACGAUGCCGAUGUAGAAUGGAAGUUUGCUCGCUCCAAGCUCUACCUGUCCUACUUCCGAGAGGGCCUGACCCUGCCUGUGCCCUUCAACAUCCUGCCCUCCCCCAAGGCCAUCUUCUACCUUCUCAGGAGAAUUUUCCGGUUUAUUUGCUGUUGCUGCUCCUGCUGCAAAACCAAGAAGCCAGACUAUCCCCCGAUCCCCACCUUUGCCAAUCCUGGGGCAGGAGCGGGGCCUGGGGAGGGUGAGCAUGGAUCCUACCGCCUUCGAGUCAUCAAGGCCCUGGUGCAACGCUACAUAGAGACUGCCCAGCGGGAGUUCGAGGAGACCCGUCGGAAAGACCUGGGCAACAGACUGACAGAGCUGACCAAGACUGUCUCUCGACUGCAAAGUGAGGUAGCUGGUGUGCGGCAGACUCUGGCGGAGGGAGGGAUGCCCCAGCACCCUGAGGGUGCCAGCAUCCCCAGCCGCUAUAUCACCCGAGUGCACAACAGCGUCCAAAUCCUGGGCCCCCUCAUCCCUGAGACCCCAGAGCUGACAGGGCCCGGGAUUAUGGGGACCCAGGUAUCUUCAGAAACUGGCCUUCAGGACGCUGGAGGAGUUGGGACUCCAGCUCCUGGAGAGCCUGUUCCCUCCUCCCUGGCUCAUGUGCUGGUGCAUAGGCAGCAGGAGCCAGAGGCGGCUGGGGACCUGCCCCAGGAGGAAGAUCUGGGAACCAAGGAGGGCUCCUGCUGCAGUGGGAGGGCUCCUUCUGCUGCUGACUAGGGCAGCCUACGCGGUGCGGGGGGGGGCAUUUAGUAGAAGGCUAUCCCGCUGUCUUUACCUCUAAAUAAAGUUUCUGUUCAGGACGUCAGAUGCCUCCAGAGCGUGUGAGAAUCUCUGUCUCUUCGUGUUUUGAGAUCCUCUCCCUCCCUCCCCCAAAAUGGACCCUUGUGGGAGCAGGGCAGAGAGAAACAGCUUGCUCUGAGGUCCCAAGUAUCUUGGGCUUAGGAUCCUACCUUGGAUUCCUUCAGCUCUUUAGUGCAAAGAGUUCUGGACUGCAAGGCAGGGGGUCUGGUUUCAGUACUAACUCUGUCUUUGAGCAAGUUGCUUUCUUCCUUGGCUUUGCAUUCCUCUGACGAAUGAGCCGGGGAACCCAUCUGUCCCCUUCCUGCCUUCAGGAUGUUGUGAGGAACCUCAGGCUGAUGAAACUUCUGGGUUUGCAAGUUAUAGUGUGUGACAGGGGUCUGCACAGGGGACCACGU